This is a messenger RNA of Pseudophryne corroboree (corroboree frog), 3992 nucleotides long. It is a transcript of the gene CUTC, whose product is annotated as cutC copper transporter. The record is from RefSeq and is a predicted model, not a curated record. The transcript is spliced from 9 exons. The coding region runs from base 389 to 1147 and encodes 252 amino acids. Lineage: Eukaryota; Metazoa; Chordata; Amphibia; Anura; Myobatrachidae. Gene Ontology annotation, molecular function: copper ion binding.
CUGUGUUCCCCUGUCUUCCCCCUGCACAUUUAUAUAUAAUUACAUGCUAUCAAUGGACUCUGCUAACACUACAACCAGUGUGCUGUGUUAUGUCACCAAUGGGAGUGCUUGUCCCUAGGUCACCCUGCAGGCCCAGGGCCCUUCCAGCCUGUGCACUGGUAGCAGCAUGUCUCACUUAUGGGUCCACAGACACUUCCAUGUGUGCAGUAUCGCAUGCAGCAGCAGUGGCAGUGUUGGGAGUACUCCCCUCCGCUGAGAGUGCAUGUGUUGUGUUCUCUGUGACCUUAGCUGAUCCUCCGUACAUUGCAUUUCUGUGGCCUAUUAAACAAUCUGCAGGGACAGGUUUAUUUUAUUUGGGCAUCGCUAUGGUAACCAUCUAUCAAGAGAGAUGGCGGAUCAAGGAUUUUUAAUGGAGGUCUGUGUAGAUUCCGUGGAGUCUGCUGUGAAUGCUGAGCGGGGAGGUGCCGGGCGUAUAGAAUUAUGUGCCAGUUUGCUAGAAGGAGGAAUUACACCUACCAUAGGUCUUUUGCAGAUAGUUAAGCAGUAUGUCCAAAUUCCAGUCUUUGUGAUGAUUCGGCCGCGAGGGGGAGACUUUCUGUACUCCGACCGGGAGGUGGAAGUCAUGAAGGCUGACAUCCGUCUAGCUAAGAUACACGGUGCUGAUGGACUGGUGUUCGGAGUCCUGACAGAAGAUGGGAGAAUCGAUACAGAACUGUGCAUGGAUCUGCUUGCGGUCUCCCGUCCACUUCCGGUUACUUUCCACCGAGCGUUUGACAUGGUCUAUGACCCUCUCCUUGCUAUGGAGACCCUGAUUUCGCUGGGCAUUGAGCGAGUUCUGACCAGUGGCUGUGACAGCUCUGCGCUGGAAGGUCUACCUCUAAUAAAGAGACUUGUGGAACAGGCUAAAGGCAGAAUUAUAGUGAUGCCAGGUGGUGGUAUUACAGAGCGGAACCUGCACAGGAUCCUGGAGGGUGCGGGAGUUCAGGAGUUCCACUGUUCUGCUCGCUCUACCAAGGAGUCAUUGAUGAAAUAUAGAAACAACUCUGUGUCUAUGGGAGCUGCACUUACUACCUCCGAGUAUUCUAUCAAGGUUGCUGAUGUGGCAAAAGUCAGGACACUGAAUGCUAUGGCAAAGAAUUUCCUGUAAGGCAAACCGUGCCGAUCUCCUGGGAGAAGAGAAUGAGGUGUUGCAUCAACACAGAAGAGAACGCUACCUGCAAUACUGUGCCAGCUGGUGGAUAGGUAGAUAGAGGACAAACAUUUGUUACGGAAGCUACUGCAUGACCGCAUAUGGGCUCUUUGUUUUACUUGUACAAACUAGGCAAAGCAGUGUCUGAGAGACGAGCUCACUCACCCACACACCCGCAAUGUUCUGCGUCUGUUUAUCAGCGGCUGGACUGUACCUGUGCACAAACACUGUAACGCUGGGAAGGGAAUUAGAGCAUUGUGCUGUAGAGGACAUGUCUGCCAUUCCUGUCCUUAAACGCCUUGAUAAUGAGUGUCUUGGUAUCGCAAUUCAUCUAUACUUCACUGCAGUCAUCGCUUAUAGAGAAGCGAUUUCUCCAAUCAUCUAUAAUACAGCAGCUUAUUCCUUACAGUGUCGGGUAGGCGAGCCCAAGUAUAAGUAAUAUAUAGCCACAAAUAAAUCGGAUAAUGGCUUGGUAGUAAAGAAUUAUUGGGUUCCACACGUAACACAUCUGUAAUCAAAGGGAAGAUACAGCAUACGUCAGAUGUAUAAUUUCACUGUCAUUAUUUUUUUUUUUAACGGCUUUUAGUUAAAGUUUUGCACUUUAACUAAUUAGUUUGCUCGUCCUUUUCCUGCAAUUUGUUCACUAAAUGCAUUGCUUGAUCUUCAUGACUUCAUAUCGUCCAGGCAGAUUUUUUUUUAUUUAGUAAAAGUUGCAGACGGGUACGCAUUAAGGAAUAAAUGAAAGCUAUGUGUAAAGGGGGGUACACACGGAGCGAUAAUCUAAGCAAUCUGACUAGAUUGCUUAGAUUUUCAGCAACAUCGCUCCGUGUGUAGCCCCCUCAGCGAUAGCGAUGCGCGGCCCCGCACAUCGCUAUCGCUGCUGCUAGAUUGGCCUGCAUGCAGGCCAAUCUAGCGGGUCGCUCACUUCACCCGCUGGGUGAAAUGAGCGGCCCCCCCGUCUCCCCCCGCACGCUCAGCACAGAUCGCGCUGUGCUGAGCGCCGGGAGAGAUGUGUGCUGAGCGGUUCGCUCAGCACACAUCUCUCCCAAAUCGGGCCGUGAGUACUGGCUUUAAGUCCUUUUAAACAUGUACAUUUUCUGCACAGAGAGCCUUAUUUUAUUAAAUACAAAGGGUUCAUUCAGCACCAAAGUUUUGGCCUCUGAUAACAAAGUUGUUCUCGACUUAGACUGCUGAAUUUAAUAGGGAAAUUAUAUAUAAAAAAACAAUACAAAAUUAUGCUUGUUUUGCGUUCUUUUAUUAUUGCCACUUCAAACCUAGCAGUCAAAGCCACCAUUUAGUAAAUAUACUGUAGCCCUUGGUGUGGUCAGACAAGUUGUGUUCUGGGUGUAACAAAGGUGUGAGUAAGGCUAUGGGGCAAAUUCAGUUAGUGGCGAAAUUUACAGUGAUUGCCGUUUUCAACACAUUUGCGUCUUUUUUGCCGCAAAAAUACAGUAUACGCGCUCCUGCGAUUUGUGUAUUCAAUUAUAAAGUCGCAAAAAUGGGAUUACUGCACAAAAUUGAGACAAAAGUGAAAAAUGGGUAAAUCUGUCAGUACUCCCCAAAAAAGCUAAACUAGCAUCGGAUAACAAUAUAGAAGUUUCUUGUAGGUUAUAAUAAAAGUAUUUCUGGUACUUAUUUGGGUCAAAUGGCUGUUAUAUGCAUUCUUUUUUUAUUUUUUUUAUUAAAAUUUUUUUUAUAGAAAGCUAUAUUUUUUUCCAGCGAAAUAAGUGCUCUUGUUAAAUUUACGGUACAUAAAAAUAUGGGUAUAAGUAUAUAUUUGGGUAAUUUUAGGGGACUUUAAAAAAAAAAAGAAGUGGAAACAGAUUACUCCCACCUGCAAGUCUAAAAACACUUGUGCCACUCAUAAAACACCCAAAUAUACCUGUCCCAUACCUUGUACCCCAAUAUCCAUCAUUUUGCACCUUUUCACCCUAAAACUGACAUGUCAUUAUUGCCCAAUUAAAAAUAAUUAAAAACGUCUAAGUGCCUAAUUAGUCAUUCAGGGGCUGUCCCAGGGGUUCUGAACCAAAUCCUGACAUUUUUAACUUAAAAUAGGGAUUUUCCCCAAGUUUAUCACCUGCUCAUACCCUGUGAAUUGCAAUUUGCAGUAAAAUUACUGUAAAACCAUUUUCGCAGACAAUUGAAUAGGUGCGUUUUGCCAUUCGCUGUAAAUUCGUGUUUUCCGUUUUCGCGGCCUGUAGCCGGAACCUGUCUGGGGUUGAAUACUUUUCUUUUCUCUGUUAGAACUAUCUAAUCCACUUGUCUGAGCAAGCCUUGUUAUCUGUCUGAUUAAGAUAGGAUCAACUGGUAUUUUAGCUUUAAAAAUUAGAUAUCGAGUUCUUUGUGAUUUAAACUAGCGUUAUACUCUGAACAUUUCUUCAUAAAGUACAAGUAAUCUGUGCGUCAUGUAUUUUAGCUUUAGGAAGACGCGGCAGAUGGUUACUUUGUAGAAGCACCUAGUUUAAAUGAAAUUCUACUUUUUAUGUAUUAACAGAUGUCUUUUAUUUUGGCGCUGCAUGGCAAUUAUUAUAUAUCUGCAUGCAGUACAAUGUAUCAUUAGGGUGGAGGUCAGCUUGUAUGUUAUACAUACCGGAAGGUGAUAGUGUCCGUAUUACAAUAUAUAUGUUCGAUGUGCAUUGGGUUUGAGCCAUUUCAUGAUAGAAGGCUGGAAUAAAAAAUGCAGUGUUUAAAUCAAAAGUCCUGUUCCACCUGUGGUUGUUUCUAUAUUCCGGUUAAUUGUGUUUAAAAAAACAAAACAGAAAUCAGUUAAAAAUCUUGAACCAAAUAAAAAUGUUUUGCAUUA